AUGUCUAUAUUACGGAUAGUGUUAUUUAGGCCACAAAUUAAUUAUAAUUUUUGUUAUAGGGAUUCAUUGUUAUUACUCGUUUCUAAACAAAGAAACAGACUAUUCAAUAUAACAAAAAGAAAAUUUAAUAGUAGCAUUAAAGAACAUGCAACAAAUAAUACUAAUAAAUUAAAAAUUUUACCAUCUAUUUUAAAAUUUGGUUUAGGUAGUGUAGGUGGUAUAGCAAUAACAUGUUUAAUAAAAUCACAGAGCUCAGCUGUAGAAGGUAAAGCAUUGAAAGUUUCGGAAAAUAUUAAACAAGAUGAUACAGAAUUAACAUUUAAGUGGAAAAAGUUCUUUGAAUAUUUAUAUCCAUACCUUUUGCAAUUAUUAAUAGCUCUAUCAAGUGCAAUGGUUGUUGCUGUACUAAACAUUUGGAUACCACAGAAGGUGGGAAAUGUUAUAAAUGUAUUGACAAAAAUUUUAUCAAGUAAAGAACAUAAUGCUGUGAAAAAUGUGCUAUCGCAACUUACAGAGCCUGCAUUUGCAUUAGCACGUAUGUAUGUUGCACAAGCACUUUUUACAUUUGCAUAUAUUUAUAUGCUUUCACAUGUGGGUGAAAGAAUAGCAAUGAAUUUAAGACAGGAUUUAUUUAAAUCAAUCAUAAUGCAAGAUAUUGCAUUCUUUGAUAAAAACCGUAGUGGUGAAAUAGUAAGUCGUUUAACCAGUGAUAUUCAAGAUUUUAAAAGUACCUUUAAAAUAUGUAUAUCACAAGGCUUAAGAAGUACCACACAAAUUAUUGGAUGUAUAGUUUCUGUAAUGGGGAUUUCGCCACAAUUGACUGCCGCUGUAACGUUAUCUUUACCUACCAUAAUUCUUAUUGGUACAUUGCUUGGAAGAAGCUUAAGAAAAUUAUCUAUAGAGGCACAGAAUCAACUUGCUAAAUCCACAGCUGUAUGUGAAGAAGCCAUACAGAAUAUCAGAACGGUAGUGUCAUGUUCAAUAUUGAUAACAAGAUUUUUUUAAAAGUUAGGUUUUGGAAUUGGUUUGUUCCAAGGAGGAACAAAUAUAUUUCUUAAUGGUAUUUUACUUUGUACCCUAUAUUUCGGUGGACAUUUACUGUCUACUGGACAAUUAUCGCCAGGGGAAUUAAUGGCAUUUUUAAUGGCCACACAAACGAUACAAAAAUCUUUAUCACAAUUGUCACUAUUAUUUGGAUCAUAUGUUAAGGGUAUUAGUGCUGGCGCUCGAGUUUUUGAGUACCUGGAAAUGCCACCAUCACCAAUGAUGGUUAGCGGAGAAAUUAUUACAGAUCAAUCCCUUGCGGGAAAUAUAACAUUUAAAGACGUGAAGUUUAGUUAUCCAACUAGACCAGAACACGUAAUUUUAAAGAAUUUUAACUUACACAUUCCUGCAGGUAAAACAGUAGCUAUUGUUGGUGCCAGUGGUAACGGUAAAUCGACGAUAGCUGCUUUAUUAGAAAGAUUUUACGACGUUAAUAAUGGUUCAAUUACAAUUGACGGUAAAGAUUUAAAAUCGCUUAACGCUAGUUACCUCCGAGGUAACGUUUUAGGAUAUAUAGACCAAGAACCUAUCUUAUUUGCUACUAAUAUUAUGGAAAAUAUACGGUAUGGAAAACCAGAUGCUACAAAUGAAGACGUCAUUGAAGCCGCUAAAGAAGCAAAUGCUCAUGAGUUUAUCAUGAAAUUCUCGAGUAACUACAAUACGCAAGUAGGUGAAAGGGGAGCGCAACUUUCUGGUGGACAAAAGCAACGUAUUGCGAUCGCAAGAGCUUUACUUAAAAGACCAUCUAUUUUAAUUUUGGACGAAGCUACGAGUGCAUUAGAUUAUGAAAGUGAAAGAAUUGUGCAAAAUGCUCUAGAUGACGUUACUCAAGGAAGAACAGUUUUGGUAAUUGCCCACAGAUUAAGCACGAUUAAAAAUGCUGAUAUCAUCGUUGUAUUACAGCGAGGAGUAAUCGCAGAAAUGGGUACUCAUACAGAACUGAUUAAAAAGAAAGGUUUAUAUUAUACUUUAGUAAAUGAACAAGAUAAAGAGAACGUGUAA
This is a messenger RNA of Habropoda laboriosa, 2046 nucleotides long. RefSeq names its product ATP-binding cassette sub-family B member 8, mitochondrial. Gene Ontology annotation, molecular function: ATP hydrolysis activity; ATP binding; ABC-type oligopeptide transporter activity. The record is from RefSeq and is a predicted model, not a curated record. The transcript is spliced from 9 exons. Lineage: Eukaryota; Metazoa; Arthropoda; Insecta; Hymenoptera; Apidae. Gene Ontology annotation, biological process: transmembrane transport. Gene Ontology annotation, cellular component: membrane.